This is a messenger RNA of Erythranthe guttata (spotted monkey flower), 1170 nucleotides long. The record is from RefSeq and is a predicted model, not a curated record. Lineage: Eukaryota; Viridiplantae; Streptophyta; Magnoliopsida; Lamiales; Phrymaceae.
CAUCAUUUAUUAUGAUUUUAAAUUUAUAUAUUGUUUACCACGACCUUUAACUGUAUACUUAUUACGAUUUUCAUAUUUAAUCAAAACAAAACAGUGCAAAAGAGAAGGUUUUCUCCAAAUGAUCAAAGAUGAAGAUGGGGAAGGAUGUAACAUAUAUGGAUUCUUGGAUGUCAAUAAGGUAGCUGGUAAUUUCCAUUUUGCCCCUGGCAAGAGUUUCCAACAGUCCAAUGUGCACGUUCAUGACCUGCUAGCCUUUCAAAAGGACAGUUUUAAUAUAAGUCACACGAUCAACAGAUUAGCAUUCGGAGACUACUUCCCGGGUGUAGUCAAUCCUCUCGAUGGUGUGGAAUGGAUACAACAGACACCAAAUGCAAUGUAUCAGUAUUUCCUCAAGGUUGUGCCAACUGUAUUCACAGAUGUCAAUGGACAUGCUAUCCAGUCGAAUCAGUUCUCUGUAACCGAACAUGUUAAAGGAUCAGAAUUGGGUCGACUUCAAACUCUUCCCGGAGCAUUCUUUUUUUACGACCUUUCACCAAUUAAGGUGUGUAACUUCACAGAGACGCACGUUUCGUUCUUGCACUUCUUGACGAAUGUCUGUGCCAUUGUUGGAGGUGUAUUCACAGUAUCGGGAAUCAUCGACUCGUUCGUAUAUCAUGGUCAAAAAGCAAUUAAAAAGAAAAUGGAAAUAGGUAAGUUCAGCUGAUUAUUGAUGCUUGUACAAUGUCGCAUGGUGCUUUUGGGAUCGAAAUUCGCUUGCCAGAGAAAACCAUUCCCUUCAAAAACAGAACGGUACUCGUACAACGGUACAGGUUUUUCCCUGCUAAGUGUUAUCGAACAACUUCACGGUCGCAGCUACAUUAGUUUUGUGAUAUUUGUUAAUUGAAUAGAUUAAUAAUUGUAGCAAUUGUUUCAUAGUUUCUGGUUCUGUCUUAUUUUGGCAAUAGAUUUUUGUGACUGUAUUUAUACUAGUUUUGAUAUUUAAUCUCAUUUAAUCUGCUUCAGAAGCAACUUUGAUAAUGCUAUUUGUUUGCCCCUUUGGUGUAUAGAUGGAAAGUUCAGCUAGGCCUCGUUUGGUUAGGGAGAUUUGUCAUCCUUAACUACAUAGUUGGAUUUUGUUUGAUGUUUGGUAUCCUCAAUAACUUGCCGGGUCGACCCGCAAAUAUUAUAUUA